CGCGGCGCGCUCAGGACUCAGACUCUCGAUUCGCUCGACAGACGCACGAUCACGACUCCGAGCCCGCUCUUGGAUUACUAACUAUGACUCUGGAGGAGAUCCGCGGACAGGACGGCGCGAUGGAAGCUUCGGACAGCAGGGUGCAAAGUGCAGGAGCAGCGCUGGAGGAGCUGCUGAAGGCUGCGAGGAAACAAGAGUACCUCACCGUCGGGGUGUACGAGUCUGCUAAAGUCAUGAAUGUCGACCCAGACAGUGUGGCGUUCUGCGUCCUGGCCACGGAUGAGGAGUACGAGUGUGACAUCGCGCUUCAGAUCCACUUCACUCUCAUCCAGGCUUUCUGCUUUGACAAUGACAUCAACGUGGUGCGUGUGAAUGACAUCGACAGGCUGGCGGCGCUGGUGGGCGCUGACAGCACCGGUGAGCCCAAAGAUGCCCACUGCAUUCUGGUCACGAGCCCCAGUGCAAACCCGUGGAAAGACCCUGCUCUUGACAAGCUGAGCUUGUUCUGCGAGGAGAGCCGCAGCAUGUACGAGUGGGUGCCCACGAUCACUCUCCCCGAGCGCUGAAGCUGGACCUACACACUUUGAUGGGAAAAAGAAAAAAGAAAGUCAAGGCUUCAAGUUCUGGCCUCACUUGUGUGGAUUAAGAGGCUCGAAGGCUGUGGAAGCCCCCUCCGGCAAGGGUGCACCCUCCAAGUGGCUCUGCACUGAGGAGUGUGUUGGACUCGGUGGCCCGAUGGACACUGAUAAGGAGCUGGGAGAAGAAGAGAGAGAGGUGUUGACCCGUGUGGCGCUCACAAGCUCUCCAGAUGGACUUAAGAAGGUGUGCAAGGUGGUGUCAUCCUCAACACUGAGGAUAUAGGAACUCUUGGACAUUUCUUUCCUGCUGCAGACUGGACAUGACAAGCUGCACGCGUCUUCUUGGACUGAUGUCAAAACAAUGCAACAUUGAUUUUGAAUUGUACCGUACUGAAUAAAUACUUGAACUGCA
Messenger RNA from Synchiropus splendidus (mandarinfish), 990 nucleotides. It is a transcript of the gene gadd45ga, whose product is annotated as growth arrest and DNA-damage-inducible, gamma a. Bases 84 to 566 code for a protein of 160 amino acids. Gene Ontology annotation, cellular component: cytoplasm; nucleus. The record is from RefSeq and is a predicted model, not a curated record. Lineage: Eukaryota; Metazoa; Chordata; Actinopteri; Syngnathiformes; Callionymidae. The transcript has 4 exons. Gene Ontology annotation, biological process: regulation of cell cycle.